AUGGAGGUUAGGGCUGGACGUACCACCAUUGUGAUAGCUCACCGGCUCUCCACAAUCCGGACAGCUGACAUUAUUGCUGGAUUUCACAACGGUGUUGUUGAACAGGGAACACACAAUGAACUCAUGACACAGAAGGGUGUCUACUAUUCUCUUGUGAUGCAGCAGGGUCAUGGUGGAAACACUCAAAAUGAGAGGUCAGAAAGUGGUGAAGAGACAGAAGAUGAAGACUAUGAGGAAGAGAAUCUAGAUGAUCUCAGGAUGGAGAAUCUGACUGAUCUUGGUGGUUUUGAAGAACCAGGAAUCAUUGAGAUGGGAAGCAUUCCCAAGAGAUCCAGAAGACAUAAAAGCAGAAAGACCUCUUCUAAGAAAAAGUCAUCUGAAAAGAAGAAAACAAAGGAGAAAGAGGAGGAAAAUCUCCCUGCUGUGCCUUAUUCCAGAAUUCUGGCUCUGAACAAACCUGAGUGGCUGCAUAUAUUCUUUGGCGUGAUUGCUGCUGCCUUCUCUGGUGGCGUCCACCCUGCAUUUUCUGUUCUAUAUGGAAAAAUCAUUGGGGAGAUUGGGUGGUACGACGAUCCUAAAAAUGCCAUAGGGGUUUUGUUAACAAGACUAGCAACAGAUGCUUCACAAGUCAAAGGGGCUACUGGAAGCCGACUUGGCUUGUUCGCUAAGACUGCCUCUACCCUUCUGGCCGCCAUCAUUAUUGCUUUUGUACAUGACUGGCGAUUAACUUUGCUUAUCCUGGCCUGCAUUCCUUUCCUUAUUGCUGCAAAUGCUAUUCGACUGAGCUCUGUGGCUGGUCAGGCAUCAAAAGAUCAAAAAGCUUUGGAAGAGGCCAGCAGAAUUUCAAUGGCAGCGGUUGAAAAUAUAAGAACUGUGGCUUCAUUAACUAGUGAAGAUGCAUUCUAUGAGAGAUAUAAUGCAAGUUUGAAUGGUCCAUACAGGUAGGAUUUGCUCUCAAACAAUUCUGUUUUUUAAAAGCAAUGAAUACAUAUUUUCUUA
Chrysemys picta bellii (western painted turtle) is the source of this 999-nucleotide messenger RNA. The record is from RefSeq and is a predicted model, not a curated record. NCBI's taxonomy places the organism in Eukaryota, Metazoa, Chordata, Testudines, Emydidae.